This is a messenger RNA of Aplysia californica (California sea hare), 4218 nucleotides long. Its product is annotated as SH3 domain-binding protein 5. Gene Ontology annotation, molecular function: protein kinase inhibitor activity. Gene Ontology annotation, biological process: intracellular signal transduction; negative regulation of protein tyrosine kinase activity. Lineage: Eukaryota; Metazoa; Mollusca; Gastropoda; Aplysiida; Aplysiidae. The record is from RefSeq and is a predicted model, not a curated record. Gene Ontology annotation, cellular component: cytoplasm.
GCGGAGCUGGAGUCUCUCAACCAGUCCGCUGCCGACGUCAACUGCCUGGAGAAAGAAAUUGACGCGGCUCGCGAGAAGUACCAGAUGACCUUUAGCGAGAGCUUUCAACAGUUGGAACUACUUAAGAAGAAAUCCGCCUCUAGCAUCAAGAAAGCUAGACCUUACUUUGAGCUGAGAGAGGCUGCCAAAAAGGCCCAGCAGGAGGCGCUGCAGUCCGCCCGGAAGUUCCAGGCGGCGAACGGAGUGUACCUGGCGGCCAAAGAGACCAUCUCCCUGGCCGAGCUACGCCUGAUGGACGAUCGGGCUGUGAGUCUGUCCGCUGCCUGGCAGGAGAUGCUCAACCACGCUCUGGUCAGGGUGACGGAGGCGGAGAGCGAGAAGACGAAGACAGAGAAGGAACACUUGAAGCGGGCGGCUAUGUUUGCAGACAUGGAGCUCAGACUGCACGGCUUGGAGAAGAAACAAAAGAAAUCCAUAUCCAAAGCGAGGUCGUAUUUUGAAACAAAAAAGGAGCUGGAGAUCAAAUUGCAGCAACUCAAGCAAACCCUGGAGGACCUCCAGCAAGCCAUGCGCAGUGCCAAGCGGCGCUACUCCGUGUCUCUGCACCAUCUAGAAGCAAUCUCCAACCACAUCCACGAGAGACGCCGCCAGAAGCUGUUGUUGCUAUACCCCAGAGAGCCCGGGGUAGGGGCGGAGGAGGAGCAUGUUAUCUCCACAGAUUUAGAAGGGAGACUGGCGUCUAUGUCCUCCGCAUGCGACGAGCCACAAACUCCGUCUGAAGUGUGCGACUCUGAGAGUCUGUGUGGGCCUGACAGUGAGGGGGACGGGGACGGACACUGGGCGUUUGAGGACAUUCAAAACGAAAGUGUAUUCCGGGCACGCGUGCUGAGCACGUCACUGGACGAGGAGGACACGUCAUUCAUGGACGUCACUCGGAUCCGGGCUAUGAGGAAAGGGAAGCUCAGGGCUCAUUCUCUGCCUCUUGGAAUUGGACAAGGAGGAGCUAACAUCACUGACCUGUCAAACCCCAGCUCGAAACACCCAGGCCGUGUCAGUUCUUUGACUGUGUGUGGCAGUGACAUCAAGUUUGGGGAGGAGUUUGGGCAAGGUGUGAACCCAGACCGGUGCAACAAUACUCCGCCGGACGGCGACUCGCUCAGUCACGAGGAUAACCUCUCUUGUGGGCACGGGGAAGAGGAAGUUAGAGACAUCGAAGAUGUCACAGGGGAAGAGAAAAAGAGGCAGGCUCUGAGCGGGGAGGAAAGUUCUGGACUUCAGAGAGAGGAAGAUCAGCAAGUUGUGGGUGAGAUUACAGCUGUUCCAAGUUUGUGCACAAAAGACAUAGACACAGAGUCGAAAGGUGGUAGUGAACACAGCGUCGAGGAAAUUCAGACCAACAGCAACUUAGAUUCUGUGGUAAACCACAUAAAAUAUACCACAGAGGCGUGUGAAAGUUCUAGGUCGGACACUGCCAGGAAAGUUGUAGAACAAAUUGCUGAAAAUAGCACCGAACCUUGUCGCUCUACCCUACAGAGUCAUGAGAAAUUCCAAGAUGGCGGAGAAGCUAAGGCUGAGAGUAUGGGGUGCGAGAGUGUUGAUGACGAUGCCGGCCCAUGUACAUCAGUAAGUAACGUCACUGCUACGUUGCCACCUAGUGUGGUCUGACGAGCUGAGCUAUGACCAACAACUGAAAUGAAAAAUGGCUACUUUUGUGCUCAUUAAAAAACAAGAUUAAUUGGGGGGUGGAUGGGUGGGCAUGACCAACCGACCAGAAUGGAAACGUGAAUCACAUGACGGUUACUGUGUAGCUUAUAUCUCAUCUCAGGUCAGAGCUUAGAUCUUUCCUACCAAGAUUAAAAUUGAACUUAGACCGCGAGCAAAGGUCGGAGUUAGCAGACAGUGGGUCAUUGUGUUGGUCCACGUCUAAUAUUAGAACUGGAACUGCUCUGGUGUUGUAAUGGCGUUGUACACAAUUUCAAAGUUAAGACACCAAAAUCUCAAGUAUUAACGUCCUGUCUUCCAAAUAUUUCUUGUACUGAAAAUUCAGCAGAGCUUUUUGGUGCAUGUUGAUAUUGAUAUUUUAGUUUCUGCUGAUGUUCUUGACGUUGUUUUUACUGUUCUUGCAGCUGCUGUUCAUUUAAUGUUGGGUUGUGGGCUACAGGAAUGGGUGUACUUUUAGCUGUAGAUGUAUCCUAUUCGUAAAGUACUAUAAUCUAACAUGAUUUUCUUUUACACUCCUUUCUCCUAAGAAAUUUUUAUUUGGAGCUGAAGUGUAGUUCUGAUAUCGAUUUGUGGACACUCUUGAAGGAUUUUGAAUUUUAGUUUUACCUACUUAAAUGAGAACUCGGUGUUAUACUUGAAGUUGGGAUGGGUUGUUGUUUUUUUAAAAAGCAUAUUUAGGUAUGGUAGAGGAUUUGUUUUAUCUUGAAGAUAUUCAGAUCUACUUCCGAUUCGACAAGUGAGAUGGAAGAUGUCUUAAAUGUGUGGAGUAGCAAAGUUGUGUUUAUUUAUUUUGUUCAUAUUGAAACAUACUGGGACAUUUACACCCGAAACGUUGGAAAAAGUCAUAUGUAAAGCCUUUUUACCAUUUAAAAAGAACAACAGAUUUUAAAGAAAUCCAAACACUUUGCCAUAAAAAGUUUGGGUUUCUCAACUUAAAAGCGGGAGUUAUUCAUAGGUUGUUCUUGUGUGUGACGAUAUUAUUAUCUAGCCUCACCUUUGUGAGAAGUGACCAUGGACGGCUGGGAUAUGUUGGUGAACAAUUAAGAGUAUACCAAGCCAUGGUGGAUUGAUCUAUUGCUUUAGUUUUAUAGUCCGGGUUUUACAGUGUAAUAUGUUCGAGUCGUACGUAAUGGGCGAUUUAAGCCAAGCCCAGCUAUCAGCUCACUUUUUUGCUAAAUCAUGACGACAAACUUAUACCCACAUUUAGACACAUUUUUAAAUACUCUUUGGUAAUGAUAUAUGUGCUGAGGAAAACAGUGCGCUUACGAAGUUUGCCGACUUCAUUCUACGCAUACACUACAUUCCCAUGACUAGCUUCUGUGGUGUAGCUGUUAAGUGCUUCGCUGCCACCUGCAUAAGACGUGAGUUCGAUGCCCGUAUUGGGAGGUCUUUGUAUCGAACAUCUCUAUCUGCUUGAGACUUUGUAUCCGAGCCCGAGUUGGCUCUGACAGGCAGGGCGGAAGAAGCUCGUCUCAGGAAUGAUCUAAUAGAGUUGAUGUGGGUGCAAAUCAUCUCUUCAAUUAUAAUUGUUAUACGACUGGAGCCUUUCGGGAGGGGGGGGGGGGAUACCCAUCCUGUUUCUUGAAAGGAGUAGAUUUUUUAACUCUUUAACCUCCUGGUGGACAAUCUUCAGACUUUAAAUUCCAUUUAGAAUUUGCACACCAUGUCAUUAUUGUUUUACUCCUGCCUUUUAGCAGUGUGGCCAGGUCGUCUGCCUUGAUGUUUUCCCAAGUGCCUUUGCGAGAGACAGGCCACUGGCAGGUCUGAAGAUUGUUCCAGCUUUCGCCAAAUUCAUACUAUUAAUGGAUGUAAAAUUCAGAGCAAUAUCAAUCUCUUAACGCCAGAAAGUAUAAAAUAUUGUUUAAAUCCUCUGGGCAGUAUUCCUUGAAUAUGGUGUGAUUGCUGUGUUGAUAUUACGUUGGUAAACCUCUUUUUUUUUGUACUGUCUCAUUGGGUAUCCAAGUGCAAUUACGUACGGCUGUUUUUGGUAUGAAGCACAUUUAUACAGGCCACACAAAGUAAACUAUGCAGUUUGUAUGUCUGAAAGUUUUGAUUUCUGGUUCCAUUGACUGAGAAGAGGUAACAAUAUGCAAAGAAUGUCUUCUACUGAGCUAUGUACAGAUGUAUGUUAUUUUAUUCUUUUGUGUAUUGUAUGUGUAUACUUUUUUAUCUUCAUAUUUGAGUGUGAAUGACUGAAGGAAUAAAUGCACGAGCGAGUGAGUGAACGUGUGCGUGUGUGUGUACGUCGUGUGUGUGUGUGUGUGUGUGUGUGUGUGUGUGUGUGUGUGUGUGUGUGUGUUUGUGAGUGUUUGUUUGUGAGUGUGUGUUUUGGUGGUGAGUGUGCAUUAGAGUACUGAUGUUCUACCUGAAUAUUCAUUUAAAAGUUGACAUGUGGGUGUAUGGUACAGGGUUCAUUCAUUGAUUAAAAAGUAUAUUUUUACAUAUGUUCAAGUAUGAAUAAAGUAGAACAAUGAGGUUUCUGACUCAUUCUGCAAA